UCAAGUCUAUCAUCAUCCAGCAGAAUGAGUACAAUUGAAUCACCACCGAGACUAGUUUCUCAAGAAUCAGCGUCAAGAUUGAUUUCUCAAGAAUCAUCAACUAUAAUUGAAGGAACAGAAGAAGUUACAACUGGGGAUGAGAUAUCACUGUUCCGAGGGUGCGUGUUGGAAGGAAGAUGGGAGUUCGUGAUUCCUGCAUACAGAAACGAGAGUGAGUUUCACAAAAUCAGAAUCAACGAAAGCAGAGGCACUGCACUGCAUGUUGCAGUGAAUGAUGGGAAAGUGGAGCUUGUUAAAAUUCUGGUUGGAGCAAUAUUGAAUCACGAAGGGAGGGAAGUGGUGAGGGAUGACAGUGCACUGAGAUCAACGAAUGAGAGAGGUGACACUCCUUUGCACCUUGCAGCCUCAAGAGGGUUCAUUGGCAUGUGCAUGUGCAUCAUUGGUGAAAAUGGUGAAAGGAAGGAUUUGAUUAGGGUUAGGAACAACAGGGGUGAAACACCUCUUUUCAGGGCUGUUCUCACAUGCCAAACAAAGACCUUUUUGUACCUUUACAAUGUUUCCAAAGAUCUAGAUGUUCCUCUUAGGAACUCUGAUGGAGACACCAUCCUUCACCAUGCCAUUUGGAGAGAAUUCUUGGAUUUGGCUAUUAUAAUAAUUCAUUGUUAUCCUGAACUUGCGAAAACGCGAAACAAAGAUGGAGCCACACCUCUCAAAGUUCUUGCUUCUAAACCUUCAGCUUUCAAGAGUGGAAGCAAUCUCCCAUGGUGGAAGAAAAUUCUAUAUUAUGGUAUUCUUGUAGAACCUCUAGAUGUUGAGAAAGCUAUAAAAUUCUACAUGGAGAAAGUUGAAGUUGAGGACCAUGAACACAAAGGUAUUUCAGUGAGAAUACAGUUGGAAAAUGAAGCCAAGAAAGCACAGAUUUUCAUGGAACGAAAGUAUGCCACAUCUGUUCGAUUUGUAAAGAGUGCUGUUCGAUUUGCCUUCAAAAUUCUCAGUCUUUCAGGAUUGGGUGUCACUGCACAAGACUUGAAAGCAAUAAAGAAGACAAGGCAGAAACACAAAUGGGGUCGUCAGCUCUUGAAUAUUUUUAUGCAGAGACCUCAUGAGUCGUACAUGGGAAUUGGUGGGGGUCCACCAUUCAUCACAUUUGACAGAGGAGACAGGAAUUCGGUUCAAAUUACCCAACAACAGUUGCAAAUGGUGGGUGCAGCUAGCUCAGGGCAGAAUCAACAAGAGAAUACUAGAACAGAAUCUGCAGCAAAAAAUGAGGAAAAGGAAACAACAUUUGUGUCGGUGGCGAAAGCUGACAUAGUCGACCUUGUGAACGAGCUUCGAAACAAAGUACCAAGUGCCCCACAUGACCGUACCACCCCUGAGAAGGACAACGUGCUGGUUGUGGCAAUGAAGAACUACAAAAACAAACUUGGAGAACACCACGUUGACAAGAAGGAGACUGCCUUUUUGACUGCUGCAAAAAACGGCAUUGUGGAAAUUGUGUUUGAACUUCAAUCCAAAAUACCCAGUGCUGUGCAUGAAACCAACUCCAACAACGAAAACGUGUUGCUUGUGGCAGUGAAGAACAGACAGACCAAUGUUGUUGAGGUGUUGAGGAAGUUUUUGGAUAAGGAACUGUUCGAUAGCUUAAUUUUGGAAGUGGAUAACAGGGACAACACUGUCUUGCAUUUGGCUGCAGGCACCAUUGCCAACACUGAAAGAACUUGGCAGAUUGCUGGUGCCGCCAUGCAAAUGAUGUGGGAUAUCAAGUGGUAUCAGGUAUGCGCAUGUUUUGAUCUUCAUAAUAUUAUCCAGGCCAAUCCUUGCACAUUCAGCACACACCUAUGUAUACAUACAUUGCAUGAUCAUGCAUGCAUGCAUGCAUUGAUGCAGUACGUGAGAGCCCUGGUGCCAGAACAUUUCACAUUCAGAACGAACAAGGACGACAAAACCGGUGGGGAGAUCUUCAAGCAGAAGCACAAAGACCUGGUGAAGGAGAGCUCCGAGUGGCUGAAGGAAACCUCCAACUCCUGCUCGGUGGUGGCUGCCCUAAUCGCUGGCGUCUCUUUUGCCACCUCGAGCUCCGUGCCUGGCGGCACCGACAAGGGAAAGCCGGAGCUGGAAGGGCAGCCGGCUUUCGACGCGUUCGCCAUCGCGUCCCUGAUCGGGCUCUGCUUCUCAGUGACCGCCCUGAUCAUGUUCCUGGCGAUCCUGACCUCCCGGAAACAGGCGCAGGACUUCCGGAAGAGCUUGCCAUUGAAGCUCCUGUUCGGCCUGAGCUCUCUCUUUGUCUCCAUUGCUUCCAUGCUGGUUUCCUUCUGCGCUGCGCAUUUCUUCGUGCUGAAGGACAAGUACAAGAACAUCUUGUUCCCUGUCUACAUUGCCACUUGUUUGCCUGUCACUUUCUAUGCAGUGGUGCAGUUUCCUCUCUAUGCUGAUCUGCUUAAAGCCAUUUUCAAGAAGGUCCCACAACCAAGUAUUACCAGCAGCCAAUUUUAGAGGACUUUUUCUUCACUCCGGAUUUUCCA
Molecule: messenger RNA, 2522 nt
Organism: Vigna angularis (adzuki bean)
Lineage: Eukaryota; Viridiplantae; Streptophyta; Magnoliopsida; Fabales; Fabaceae
Exons: 7
Coding region: 25-2493 (822 amino acids)
Molecular function (GO): protein binding
Source: RefSeq, a predicted model, not a curated record